AAGAUGGCGGUGGCGGCUGCCGUUGCGCGGCGGUUGGGAGUGACCGCGGCGGGGCUGGGUGGCCGUUUCUCUCAUUGGGGAAGAAAAGAAGUUAAUGUAGCAACUAAAGCAGCUCUACACUUUGCUGUACCACAGAAGCCAUUCCUUUCCUCUGCAGCUCUACGAAUAGCGGUAAGAUCUAUGUUUAUUCAGACACAGGAUACUCCAAACCCAAACAGCUUGAAAUUUAUUCCAGGCAAGCCAGUCCUGGAGGCUAGAACUAUGGAAUUCACUUCUCCGGCUUCCACAUAUUGCUCACCCUUAGCAAGGCAGCUUUUCAGGAUUGAAGGAGUUAAAAGUGUGUUCUUUGGAACAGACUUCAUCACAGUCACAAAGGAAAGUGAAGAUACUAAUUGGAACUUAAUAAAACCAGAUAUUUAUGCAACCAUAAUGGAUUUCUAUGCUUCUGGAUUACCUAUUGUUACUGAAGAGGCACCUCGUACAGACACAGCUUCCUCUGAAGAGGAUGAUGAAGUUGUAUUAAUGAUAAAAGAACUGCUGGACACUCGAAUUAGGCCAACCGUCCAGGAAGAUGGUGGUGAUGUCAUAUUUAAGGGUUUUGAGGAUGGAAUUGUGCAGUUAAAACUGCAAGGUGCAUGCACUAGCUGUCCCAGUUCCAUCAUAACGCUGAAGAAUGGAAUUCAAAAUAUGCUGCAGUUCUAUAUUCCAGAAGUAGAAGGCGUGGAACAGGUUGUUGAUGACGAUAAAGAAGAAGCAGAUUCAGCCUGAAUCAGUGAAUGCUUUGGACUUUAUUUUUCAGCUGGGUUUGCCCAAUAUAGGCUGUUGAAAGAGGCCAACUUUCAUCACCACCUUUUCCAGACAUUUA
Euleptes europaea (tarantolino) is the source of this 865-nucleotide messenger RNA. It is a transcript of the gene NFU1, whose product is annotated as NFU1 iron-sulfur cluster scaffold. Gene Ontology annotation, molecular function: iron-sulfur cluster binding; iron ion binding. The coding region runs from base 4 to 768 and encodes 254 amino acids. NCBI's taxonomy places the organism in Eukaryota, Metazoa, Chordata, Lepidosauria, Squamata, Sphaerodactylidae. Gene Ontology annotation, biological process: iron-sulfur cluster assembly. Gene Ontology annotation, cellular component: mitochondrion. The record is from RefSeq and is a predicted model, not a curated record. The transcript is spliced from 8 exons.